AUGACGGACUACAACAUGUACCUUGGCGGACUCAUGGCAGACUGUCAGAGGAGCGUGCAACGCCCUUCCCACCCGCCCGAACAUCCCACUAUACCUACUCAACACUUCGCGACACCGCCAACCCCUCUCCCUUCCUAUUCAUUCAAGGAACCACAGACCAUUGCGCCUCGACCAUGUAUCUCUAGAGGCCUACCGUCCACAGCUGCUGACCCUGCGGCCUAUACUUCUAGGAAUAUACCGCCUGCAGGCACUGCAUUUCGACCUUAUGUCUCCAAACACCUAACGCUCCCAGCUGCUGGCCCUCGACCCUAUGCCACCAAGGACCGACCGCCUGCAGCUGAUACCGAUCACCCCAAUGUCAACAAGAACGUUCCACCUGCUGCUACUGCCUCUCGAUCUGCUAUCUCUAGGAAUCCACUCCCCGUACCUACUGCUCCUUCGCCUUUCGUUCCUCUAUUUCAACUACCUAUCGUUAAUUCAAUAUCCGCUUGUGCUCCGCAAAAGAUCCAUGAACCUACAACCCCGAUUGGUCAGGCAGCACCGAUGCAAGACACGCGCAAAGGUUGCAGCAAAAAAGAACCAGACAAAGUAUUCCCCAUACGCUACAAGAACCUGAGUCAGAGUGCCAUGAGAGAAGAACUCAGAGCACGUGGCCUACUCUGCCAUGGUAAGAACUCCGACCUUGUCGAGCGCUUGGAAAAAGACGACGAAUUCCAAGCCAAGCCGAGGACAGCCGAGAAUUACGAUACAAUGAGUCCGGAAGAUACUUGCAGUCUUUGCGUCCGCCGCUGUAUCCCGUCCCAGGGUCUGGUUUCAUCACUUAAGGACCGCUUGAAAGCUCACGACAAAAGGAGAAAUGAGACAGAUGCUGCCGUGCCAGGACUUAGCCCGUCAAUAGUUUCUCGCGAGCCUCUCUCUGCUCUCGAAGUCAAAGCCAGCCAAGAAAUGCCUGAAGAGAAGCAGCUUGUGCAGAAAGCGAAGAAUGAACUGGCCUCAGUGACAGAAACAGCGGAGAAGACCGAUCAUACGGCGGAAACCGUGGCACUCACGAAACCCAUGAAACGUGUCGAACACAAACCAAUCAAUGGUAUGCCGCUGGGCCAAAACAUACAUAAAGCGUGCAAUGACUGCCACAACAGACAUCGUCGUUGUAUACAUGACAUGAACGGCAAUGAGGACCCUGCGAGAGCCAUUGAGCCUGCAAUUCCAGAACCGACUGGUUUUGAAGCGUACAUCGAAGAUAGAACGGAAUUCAUCGCUGAGGAGAAGCCAACACUGGCUGUCCAAGAAGUCGCGCCGAAACGUACUACAAGACUUCGUCUAUCACACCCAAGAGUAUCGGCUUCUCAAAACGACAAGAAGCCAACAAUGGCUAUUGAAGAAUUGGCUGGAACACGUGGCACAAGAUCUCGCGGAUCAUACCCAAAAGCAUCGGCUUCUCCGAACGAAUCGAGAAGAUCAGCGCAAACUGGGCUUAUGAGAAAGGAUGUGAAAAGGAAAGACAAUGUGCCAAAAUCUAGGCGAACUCAGUUGUACUACCAGCCGAAAGAUGAAAUCAUCCUACUUCAGAUAUGCCUCAAGUUGAAAGAUGUGGUUGAUUGGGGAAAUAUUUCGGGCUUCUGGAACAUGGUGCAGGACACGUUGCAGCUGGAGACGGGCAAGCCGUAUAAGAAAGUCAGCCGUCAUGUCAGAAUCCUUGUUUGUAAGCGGCAUGCUGAACAGCAGGAAAUCGAGCAACGGGGCAAGAUCUCUAUCUCUAGGGUCAGUGCAGAAUGCAGGCCGCUUCUGGACAAAUGGAUCGCGGGGGCAAACGGAACACGUCAUGUCUCGCCAAACACCUCAACUAUACCCACCUCGAUCGAAGACGAGGACAACAUGAGCCUUGGUAGGGUAGGAAGACAGCAGUUGGAUCCAGACGACUCUGUGCUUGAAGUACAGAAGAGAUCCGCUACGGAUGCCUGGCUAGAUACUUCGUGUGACACUACACCAUGCAAAACACUCGAGCUUUGCACCUCCGAGCUAACCUCUAGUACAAGCAAAUCUUGUGCUGACAGUGUAGGAUGCUGGAGCCUGUCGGGUUCUAGCGUGACGAGUGAGAGUAGCCUUGAAGACGAGAGUGAAGACGAGGACGACAUGGAGAGUGGAGACUAG
Messenger RNA from Letharia columbiana, 2151 nucleotides. RefSeq lists its product as uncharacterized. Bases 1 to 2151 code for a protein of 716 amino acids. Lineage: Eukaryota; Fungi; Ascomycota; Lecanoromycetes; Lecanorales; Parmeliaceae. The transcript has 2 exons. The record is from RefSeq and is a predicted model, not a curated record.